Molecule: messenger RNA, 1308 nt
Organism: Pseudomyrmex gracilis
Lineage: Eukaryota; Metazoa; Arthropoda; Insecta; Hymenoptera; Formicidae
Product: odorant receptor 13a-like
Exons: 7
Coding region: 1-1308 (435 amino acids)
Biological process (GO): sensory perception of smell; detection of chemical stimulus involved in sensory perception of smell
Cellular component (GO): plasma membrane
Molecular function (GO): olfactory receptor activity; odorant binding
Source: RefSeq, a predicted model, not a curated record
AUGAAUUGCAAGAGCGGCGAUGACGAGACGUGUAAGCGAAGGAACGCGACGUCCUUGAGUUAUUACAUCGCGAGCUUGCUCGUAACGUUGGAAUAUGCUCGAAUUUGGCCCGACGGCGAGUCGUUCCCGUCGUGUAAAAUAUUGCUUUCAUCAGGAGCGACAAUUAUCUUUAUUUGCGCGAACUUUCUGCUCUUGCUCUCGGAAAUUGCGGUGCUCACAAUGAGAUGCAAUUUGGAACUGUUCGCUAAUAUCAUUGGCGUAAUUGGUAUGCACGCCGUGGGUUUAGUAAAAUGGUGCUAUUGUAUAAAAACAAAUGGUAUAAUUGUUGAUAUGGUAAUGACGUUAGAAAAAUGCCACGUGCUCUGCCAGCGGAUUGACAAUAGCGAGGAUGGAUAUCAAAUAUACAGAAGUCAAAUGGAACGCGCUCGUCAAUAUUCUACCUACUUUAUACGGGGAUGGAUGAUUACUUGCAUUUACGGCAUUCUACACUGGUGUGCCAAUCCAUUAUUCAUCACAUCAUGGACAGAAAUGGAUUUUACGUCGAAUCACACGUCGACAAAAAGAAACUUACCGUACAUAACGUGGUAUCCGCUGGACGUUGAUAAUAUUUACAAUUACAUAUGUUUGUAUUCCAUGCAGGUAAUCGGCGGGCUAUCUUCCGCGAUUGGAAUCGUUUGUUACGACAGUCUCUACGUUACCAUACUGAUGAUUAUUUGCGCACAAUUCCAAUAUAUCAACACGAUACUAACGAAGACUAAUUUUGAUAAUGUGUCAACACUCGAGAAAAAAUUGAAAAACUGCGCGGACUGUCACGCAGAGAUUAUAAAAUUUCUAAAGAUGUUACAAUCUUUCACCGGUCCGACAAUGUUCGUGCAAUGCAUCGAAACGUUAAUUGGCAUUUGUUUAGUCUCAUUUCAAACAUCGGCAAUUGUCGUGAUAAACAAAGAAACUAUUUUAAUAUUAUGGUCAUUGUUCGAGUACUUUAUAUGUCUCAAUAUUCAAUUGUAUUUCUUCUGCUUCUAUGCCACUCGGCUCGAACAUCUGGGCACGCAAAUUUCGCAUUCGGUAUAUUCUUGUGGAUGGGAGCUUGUAAAUGUUGAAAAAAAAAGAGAAUCGAAUUUCAAGACACAGUCGCAAAAUCAUAGUAUAUAUUCUUUAGUGCAAACGAUAAUUUUACGAGCGCAGAGACCAAUUGUUUUAACCGGCGGUCCAUUUUACGCGCUCUCGUUGGAAACUUUUAGAGCCAUCUCCACGAUGGCAGUAUCAAAUUCUGUAUUUUUGCACACAGUCUCCAGUGCGAAUGAAUGA